AUGUACGGUCAGUUGCAUUAUCGCUGGCUGGAAAUGGAUAAAAGCGAUGCCCUUAACUUAAACCGGGGUAAUUUUUACAAGACAAUGACCCUGUCUUCAGAGGCCAUACAUGAUUUACGAUGGUGGCAGUCAUCAAUAUGCACGACUUACAGGCAAAUUACUCACAAUGAACCUAGUAAAUGCCUAACAACAGAUGCGUCGUUGACAGGGUGGGCUGCUCCUAAAUGGUGUAUGUGCUGGGGUAACUGGACGCCCUUGGAGGCUUCAAAUCAUAUAAAUUAUUUGGAAAUUCUUGCGGUAUUGUUUGCCCUUGAGUCGUUUUCUUCAGAACUAAAAGGUCAGCAUGUUAAGGUAUUAAUUGAUAAUACUACCGCUGUAGCUUGCAUUAAUCAAAUGGGCACAUGUCACUCAAGGUCUAUUCACAAGUUGACAUGCAAUAUCUGGACCUGCUGCAUUUCGUAUGAUAUUUGGUUGACAGCAGCGCACAUUCCAGGAUUACAAAAUGUCACAGCGGAUCGAGAAUCUCGAAUAUCACGCAGAGAAACAGAAUGGCAGUUGAACAAGACUCUGUUUACGUGUGCCAUUCAAAAACUAGACGUAACUCCGAACAUUGAUUUGUUUGCGUCGAGGUUGAAUCAUCAAGUGAAACCCUAUGUUUCAUACCAACCUGACCCGUAUGCUAUAGCUGUCAACGCCUUUACGAUAUCGUGGGCCAAUUAUACAUUUUAUGCGUUCCCGCCUUUUAGCAUAGUUUCGCAAGUGUUACAAAAAAUAGUACAAGAGAAAAGCACAGGACUAGUCUUAGUCCCUAACUGGCCAACACAAAGUUGGUGGCCAGCUUUAAUGCAGAUGCUAAUAGCACAUCCUGUUGUUUUAUCUAGAGGAAGAAUGACCUUAACUCUUCCAGCUCAUCCGGAUCAAAUCCACCCUCUCCAUACAAAACUGGAGCUACUACUUUGCCAUUUAUCGGGGAACUCCUCUCUGAUAGAGGCAUUUCACCAGAGGCUUCUCAAAUCAUCCAGCAGUCCUGGCGGACCGGUACCAAGAAGCAAUAUUCUACAUACCUUAACCGUUGGCGACAAUAUUGCAAUGCAAACAAUAUCGAUCCUGUCGCGUCCUCUGUAG
Molecule: messenger RNA, 1125 nt
Organism: Xenia sp. Carnegie-2017
Lineage: Eukaryota; Metazoa; Cnidaria; Anthozoa; Malacalcyonacea; Xeniidae
Exons: 1
Coding region: 1-1125 (374 amino acids)
Source: RefSeq, a predicted model, not a curated record